This is a messenger RNA of Brettanomyces nanus, 2145 nucleotides long. RefSeq lists its product as uncharacterized. Lineage: Eukaryota; Fungi; Ascomycota; Pichiomycetes; Pichiales; Pichiaceae. Bases 1 to 2145 code for a protein of 714 amino acids. Gene Ontology annotation, molecular function: ATP binding; protein kinase activity. The transcript has a single exon. Gene Ontology annotation, biological process: protein phosphorylation. Gene Ontology annotation, cellular component: nucleus. The record is from RefSeq and is a predicted model, not a curated record.
AUGAUGACUACGGCCAGAAUGGCCCAUAUCAAUCGAAAGCGGCCUCGAGUUCAGUCAACGUCCAACUCGGACGUAGCUGGGUUACCUUUGUCGCUUUCUGGUAAUACCUCUGCUCGUGAGGUGAUUGACCUUGACUCGGACUCUGAAAAUUAUAUCUUUAAGGACAGACUGCAGUCUGGAAAACGUCCUAAGAACUAUGCUAUUGAUGAUGAAUCUGCACUGAUUGUCGAUGGUGAUGGAAAUGGAAAUCGCAAUGAUGAUGAAGAUGACUUUGAUGAUGGAGGCGUUCUCGGAAAUGAAUAUAAUGUGCGUGCAGAUGCUCUAGACGACUUUGAAGAUGAUGCCUACGAUGAUCAGAUGUAUGACAUGGAGAAUCCUCAACUAUAUACCCAACAACAGUGGUUCAAGCCAAGGCUGCUUUCUGACGACGAUAUACCUUCAGAUAGUUGUGGCUCUACUACUAUGUCCCCCUACGGAAUUCAUCAAUUUGAUGGUCAAAUUGUUUCUCCAAGGUCAACAUCGUCCUCAUCUUCUACCACGUCUAGCAACGUCGAGCCUCAUCAUCAGAUGGUUGUUCGCCGUGUGCUUAAGCGUAAAAGAACAAGAUCUGUUCCCCAAUUACCUUACACAAAGCUGUGCUACGUACCUCUUACAGACAAACAUUCUGUUAUGGAGAAAAUCGGAGAAGUUGAAACUACUCUGAUUCCCCAUCGUCCACUAACGAACUACACUUACGGCGAUAGGGUGCGGCACGCUGAACAGCAACGCAAGUUUUCUUUUGAUUACGGUCGUCAAGAGCAAGCACUUUUAGACCACCCUCAGUUGCAGAAUAAUGAAGAUGAAGAAGAGGAAGAGAAAGGUGACGACGACGAUUAUGAUGACGAAUUGCAUAACUCUAGUUCUUCUUCGGCUACUUCUAUGGAAGACACUCCCUGUGAUGAUAAGGAUGGCCAUUAUAUUGUGAAUGCUGGUGCAUUUUUUGCCAAUGAUCGUUUCCAGAUUUCUCAACUAUUAGGUCAAGGAACGUUUGGUAAGGUGAUAAAAGCUUAUGAUAGACAGAAUAGAUCCACGGUGGCCAUCAAAAUUAUCAAAGCCAUUCCAAAGUAUCGUGAAGCAUCUAAAAUCGAACUUCGAGUUUUGGCUAUGCUGAAAAAACAUGACCCGGAAAAUGUGAAUCAAUGCAUUCAUUUGCGCGAGUGCUUUGAUUAUAGAGGACAUAUUUGCAUUGUUACAGAUAUGCUUAGUAUAUCUCUAUACGACUUUCUGGAAAAGAACCAGUUUCUACCGUUUCCAGGUUCUCAUAUUCAGGCUAUAGCAAGACAGCUGCUUCGCUCAGUGGCCUUUUUGCAUGAUCUGAACUUGAUACAUACCGACUUGAAGCCCGAAAAUAUUCUACUACAGGACGAUUCAUUUGUUCGCAAGUCUUAUAAGAAGCCUCGGUCCAGCAAAGUUCUUUAUCGGAAAAUUCUCCGCGAUCCAAAGAUAUUUACCAUCGAUUUUGGCUCUGCGAUAUUUGAUGACGAAUAUCACUCGUCUGUCGUUUCAACAAGGCACUAUAGAGCUCCGGAAAUCGUUUUGGGUUCUGGUUGGUCAUAUGCUUGUGAUAUCUGGUCUGUGGGAUGCAUUUUGGUGGAGUUACUUACAGGGGAUGCGUUAUUCAGAACUCACGAAAAUGUGCAACAUCUUGCUAUGAUGCAGAAGGUGAUAGGAAGUCCGAUCGAUUUGAAGCUCGUGCGUAAAUGCUUCAGUCACUUCUAUCACUCUGAUGGCCAUAGAAGAGAGAAUCGACGCUCGUCGGAAGAGUGCAUUGCAGAUGCAUUUUCAAAAUCUACUGGUGCUCUUUUGUUUCCAGCUGUUACCACUGCUAGAAAACUCAUCAGUGAAGUUGAUCAACUUCAAUAUUUGCCCGACCUUAUAGGCUCUCGUGUGGGUCUCAAAUUUAACUGGACACUUAACUUAAGAGAGUCCAUGAUACUCUUCAAAGUGCCCAAGUCUAAACGCACCGAAUAUAAGUUUUGGUACUUCUUCAUUGACUUGGUGAGACGUAUGCUGACUCUUGAUCCAGACCAAAGAAUCACCGCCAUGGAAGCGAUGAACCAUAAGUGGUUUAAAUGUGGUAUCAUUGAUGAUGGACUGGAAAUUUAA